Messenger RNA from Salpingoeca rosetta, 708 nucleotides. RefSeq names its product phosphopantothenoylcysteine decarboxylase. Lineage: Eukaryota; Choanoflagellata; Craspedida; Salpingoecidae. Gene Ontology annotation, molecular function: phosphopantothenoylcysteine decarboxylase activity; FMN binding. The coding region runs from base 70 to 708 and encodes 212 amino acids. The record is from RefSeq and is a predicted model, not a curated record. Gene Ontology annotation, biological process: coenzyme A biosynthetic process. The transcript is spliced from 6 exons. Gene Ontology annotation, cellular component: phosphopantothenoylcysteine decarboxylase complex.
GCAAGGCAAGGCAAAAAGCGUUGAAACAUCUGUGGCAGAAACCCCCCAAACAAACCAAGACUGCGAGUGAUGGACGAGAGUCGAGACAGCGUGGAACAAGGCGGCCGCCAACCCCUGCACGUCCUCGUUGGAUGCACAGGCAGCGUGGCCACCAUCAAGGUGCCCGAGCUGGUGGAGAAACUGCGGGCGUCCACAACGGCGGAUGGCCGUGCCAUCGAGGUGAAGGUCGUUGCAACGCACAGGGCGCUGCACUUUGUUGUCUCCCAGGAGGUUGGCGGUAUUGUGACAGACUUGGACGAGUGGGAGUCCUGGAAGAGGAUGGGCGAUUCUGUACUUCACAUUGAGCUGCGGAAAUGGGCAGACAUCUUUGUCAUUGCACCGCUCAGCGCCAACACCUUGGCUAAGAUCAGCAACGGCCUCUGCGACAACCUCCUCACCUGCGUCACCCGGGCGUGGAACUUCUCAAAGCCCAUGAUUGUCUGUCCCGCAAUGAACACAUUCAUGUGGCAACACCCCGCGACUGCUGGCCAGUACCGAGCUAGCUUCAGCCGAUCCCCCUCCACCACACCUGCAAUCCCCUGCGGUUAUCUACCUCGUUUGCGGCCCGACAGGCAAGGCGCGCUGGCUGCGGUGGACACCAUCGUCAACGUCGUGCUUGAUUGCGCGGAUGAUGUUAAAGAACCAUCAAAUCAUGAUGCAACACUCUGA